Molecule: messenger RNA, 450 nt
Organism: Anisakis simplex (herring worm)
Lineage: Eukaryota; Metazoa; Nematoda; Chromadorea; Rhabditida; Anisakidae
Source: the annotation of a GenBank genome assembly
CAGCCAUUAUUCGGCAACCCGUCAACCGACACGGCACAAUUGAGCGAAACGAAUAUUGGAGCGGUGCCUUUCACGAAUUUUCCGUCUUUCACACCGAAUACGUUCGCAGCAAUGGGGCAACCUCAAACUCCAGAAUACGGUAUCUUCAAGUCAAUGUUUACCGUACCACCCAACAACUCUCCUAGCCAAUCGCCAGCGACCUUCGACGGUUCACAUGCAUACAGUAACAGCUUUAUGCCGCAGCCAGAUUCGUCACCGUGCAUGAAUUCUGGAUGUUAUACACUCCCAUCAGGGGUAAUUUUCUUUUUGGGAAUUUUUUCGAUAAAUUUCCAUGGAUUAAGAUGGAAAUCUAUUCGUAAGUUGAAAAAUUUCACUCAUUUUGACCAGAUUCUUCCGAUCAAAUACUAUUCAAAUGGUGAUCAAUUGUCAUUUAGCGAUCAGUCUCGUUGA